Dreissena polymorpha is the source of this 1293-nucleotide messenger RNA. RefSeq lists its product as uncharacterized. Lineage: Eukaryota; Metazoa; Mollusca; Bivalvia; Myida; Dreissenidae. The transcript is spliced from 7 exons. The record is from RefSeq and is a predicted model, not a curated record. Bases 1 to 1293 code for a protein of 430 amino acids.
AUGGCAAAAACGAUGAAGACACUAGUGCUUUCCCUUCUCUGCCUCGCUCUGGUGAGCGUGACCGUUAGGGGAACCGGUUACGGUUCCGGCCUUGGAUUCGGCAGCACGGGAGGUUUCGGAUUCGGCUUUGGAGGCUUUGGAUCGUACGGUUCCGGUCUUGGUUACGGCGGCUUGGGAGGCUUUGGGUCGUAUGGUUCCGGUCUUGGCUUCGGUGGCGGUUCCGGUCUUGGAUUUGGCGGCGGUUAUGGAUCGUUUGGCGGCGGAAAGGGCUACGGCAAGGGAAUCGGCAAAAUUCCUUUCCUACCGGUACCGCGAUACCCGAUCCCCAUUCCCGUGGUCCCGGUCGUUAAAGUGCCUAGGCCGAUUCCCGUGGAAAUCCUGACAGUUGCCAAGGUUCCAGUUGCAAAAGGAAAGGGUGGAUACGGAAAGGGCCUGUCGGGUGGAUUUGGAAGUGGAUUUGGUAGUGGAUUUGGUAGUGGAUUUGGUAGUGGAUUUGGUAGUGGAUUAGGUGGUGGAUUUGGUGGAUAUGGAAGCGGCCUGUUAGGUGGAAUCGGUAGUGGAUAUGGAGGUGGAUUUGGCGGAUAUGGAAGCGGCCUGUCAGGUGUAUUCGGUAGUGGAUUUGGCGGAUAUGAAGCGGUCUAUCAGGAGGAGUCGGUGGUGGAUUUGGUGGAUAUGGAAGCGGCCUUUCAGCGGGUUGUGGGUGGAUUUGACGGAUUUGGAAGCGGCCUGACUGGUGCAUUUGACGGAUACGGUAGCGGAUUGUCGGGUGGAUUUGGCGGAUUUGGUAGCGUUUUGUCAGGCGGAUAUGGUGGAUUCAGUAGCGGGCUCGACGGUCUGGGUGGUAAUAUCGGUGGAUACGGUCUUGGGCCUGUUGGAUUGGGCCAGGCGGCUGGGGAGGUAGCAACGUUGGCGCAGGAUGGGGGACCGGAAACCUCGGAUCCAGUGGCUGGGGAAACGGAAAUCUCGGAUCCAGUAGUUGGGGAACCGGAACCGGCUGGGGGACCGGAAACCUCGGAUCCAGUGGCUGGGGAAACGGAAACCUCGGAUCCAGUAGUUGGGGAACCGGAACCGGCUGGGGGACCGGAAACGUCGGAUCCAACGGCUGGGGAACCGGAACCAGCGGCUUUGGAACUGGAACUGGCUGGGGGACCGGCUGGGGGAACGGAAACAUCGGAACCAGUGGCUGGGGGACCGGAACCGGAUCGGGGAUCGGUAACAUCGGAACCAGUGGAUGGACGGCCGGAAACAUCGGAUCCGCCUCUUGGGGGCAAAGGUGAGCAUGCCAAUGGUUAA